Dalotia coriaria is the source of this 2469-nucleotide messenger RNA. Its product is annotated as probable ATP-dependent RNA helicase DDX20. Bases 87 to 2318 code for a protein of 743 amino acids. Gene Ontology annotation, biological process: spliceosomal snRNP assembly. The record is from RefSeq and is a predicted model, not a curated record. The transcript has 3 exons. Gene Ontology annotation, molecular function: RNA binding; ATP binding; RNA helicase activity. NCBI's taxonomy places the organism in Eukaryota, Metazoa, Arthropoda, Insecta, Coleoptera, Staphylinidae. Gene Ontology annotation, cellular component: SMN complex.
CCUAACACUAUGCACUCCUGAAUUCUCAGAGAAUCUUAAUUCUUUUCGUUCUACGCAAAGAGUUUAGUAGAUAUUUUUAUAACAAAAUGUCUGCAGUAAAGGAACGCACAAGAGAUGUGCUCAUUGACGAGACUAAUGUUAAUUUUGAAUCUCUGUUUUUAUCAUCUCCAGUGCUGCAAGCUUUAAAAGAGUAUAACUUCACCAAACCAAGUCCAAUUCAACUUAAAGCUAUUCCACUAGGAAAAUGUGGCUUAGAUUUAAUAGUUAAGUCAAAAUCAGGCACUGGGAAAACUGCUGUUUUUGCAAUCAUAGCUCUAGAAUUGAUUGAUAUUCAAAAAGAACAGCUACAAGUCUUAAUAUUAGCUCCAACUAGAGAAAUUGCUGUCCAAAGUUGUGAAGUUAUUAAUACAAUUGGAAAACAUAUCACAGGUUUAAAGGUUGAACAUUUCAUUGGUGGACUGCCUGUAAAAGAAGACACAGUCAAAUCUAAAGGAUGUCACAUUGCUGUUGGAUCCCCAGGCCGCAUAUUACACUUAAUCACAUCUGGAGCAAUCAAUGUCCAACAUGUGAAACUCUUUGUUCUUGAUGAAGCCGACAGUUUAAUGGAGAGCAGUUUCCAAUCAGACAUCAACAAGAUAUUCCACAGUUUACCACUCAACAAACAAAUGCUUGCAGUUAGUGCAACAUUUCCCAAUGAAUUAGACACUUUUCUUUCUCAAUACAUGCACAUACCAACCCAUGUCAGCCCUGUAGUGGACACACCACUGUUAUUAGGACUCAAACAUUUUGUUAGUAUCACCGCAUUCAAUGUAAACGCAUUAUUCUUAACAAAAUAUAAAAAUGCCGAGUUGAUUCGCUUAUUGACGCAUGUGUCGUUCACACAAUGUUUAAUCUUCUGUAAUUAUCAAACACGCGCAGAAGAAGUAACGAAUUUCUUGAAUACUAAUAAUUGGAAGGCUGAUUUUAUAUCGGGUGCACAAACGCAGAAACAAAGGUUGGAGGUGUUGAAGAAGUUGAAAGAGUUUCAAUGUCGCAUAUUGUUGUCUACGGAUUUGACUGCUAGAGGAAUUGAUGCGGUGAAUGUUGAUUUAGUAAUUAAUUAUGAUGUACCAAACGAUGAGAGUACUUAUUUGCAUAGAAUGGGCAGGGCUGGCAGGUAUGGGUCGAAAGGUUUAUGUAUAACAAUUGCUUCCAAAGGCGCCGAAGUAACGAAAUUUAGUGAUAUUAUCGGGGCUAUCGGUGGUUGUGAAAUGACUGUACCAGUAUUACCGAAAGAAAAUCUGCCGGAUAAUAUUUGGGAGGCCGAUAUUCAAGGUUUUGAACUUAUUAACGGAACUCUGAAACAACAAAAGUCUAAAGAUGAUAUUGUACGGUCUGUGAAUGAAAUAUUAAGAAAUACUAAUACAGAAAAUGAAAAGAAGAGAGUGGUUGAAACAAUCGAUUCAGAAACAAACGAAAAAAUGCAAUCUAACAAUGUGAAGUUUGUGGAGACAAAAGUUGUUAAUGAAAAUGUCGAAAAUCGGGAAUGCGAUGAUGAUACGACUGCUUUAUUGACGAUGUUAGCUGCUGGAAACGCCAAAAACUCUACUGUACAAUCAAAUCCAGACAAAUCAUCAAUUUUAAACAAAAAUAUCUCACUUCUAACUGUCACAGGUUUAUUGAAUGAUGACAACUUUGAUGUUGAUACGGAUCAAACAGAAACAAUUGAAAACUUUUUAACAACUUUUAAAGAGCCAACUAUUGAUGAAUCUCCUUCUGCAGAUAUUGAAGAUGUCUUUAUUCAUGCCUUUAAUUUUGCUAUUGACAAAACAAAACCAAGUUGGGCUGAUCUCUUCAAUUACAAAGAAGAACAAGAAGUGCCCACAGAGAAACCGUUCAAUUUAUUACAAGAUUUGCUUGAAUAUGUUGCCAAUGAAGAAAAUCCCGAAAUUGAUUACGAUGAUUACGCUGACAUGUGCGAGGAUUAUUGUACGGGUGGUAAUGAUGAUGAAAACAUUGAUUCUGCUGCAUAUGAAUCAAUUAAUCAACGUGUGAUGGAAUGGGUGCCAGUCAUCAAAGAUGUAGUUCCUAAAGUUGAAAAGACUCCCAACACAAAUGUUGAACGUAUUCAAAAGACUGAAGGCUGCGAUUAUCAAGAUUUAUAUGAUAAUUCUAUACAACAUUUAGAAGAAAAUUUCAACACCAUGGAGAGCGUGCCCGAAUUUGAACAAAUGUGGAGCGCGUGGCAACAACAGAUGAACAGCGUGCGUGAUUAUGUACAACAAAAUAUUUACUUGAAUGAAAUGGAAGCCUACAAAGCCGGACGGCAUGGAAAUUGAUGUUUGAUUAGCUGGCUUUGAAUGUAUCGAAAUUGUUUUGUACUUUUGUUUUAAUUUUGUGACAUCAUGGCUGCCUUGCCGAGCAAGCGUUGCCAUCGCAACGGUCAGUUAAUAAAUUAUGCGCCACUACUAAAACAUCAUAUCCACCAAA